Molecule: messenger RNA, 495 nt
Organism: Dichomitus squalens LYAD-421 SS1
Lineage: Eukaryota; Fungi; Basidiomycota; Agaricomycetes; Polyporales; Polyporaceae
Exons: 2
Molecular function (GO): protein binding
Source: RefSeq, a predicted model, not a curated record
AUGUCGGGACACCCAUGGGACGACACGCAAGCGGAUGUGAUCUUCUGUGCUUCCGAUGGUGUCAAGUUCAGAGUACACAAGCUUGUCCUGUCACUAGCGUCAGAUUUCUUUAGGGACAUGUUUCGUCUGCCACAGAAUGGAAACGAUUCUCUUCCCGAAAUCCCUUGCUCGGAACCGAGCACGAUCCUCGACAACCUCUUCCGUCUCUGUUAUCCCAUUCAAGACCCAUCCAUCCAUGCCAUCCAAGACCUUAGGGCGACGCUAGUGGCCGCAAUGAAGUACGAUAUGAAGGAGGCAAUCUACCUCAUGCGACAGGAGCUCAGCAGGCAUACCCUCACUUCUCCUAUGCGAGUGUACGCCAUCGCCUGCUGCCUCGACCUUGAGGACGAGGCGCAUUGCGCUGCGAAGACUAUCCGCGAGCAAGGUGUUCAGAACUCGUAUGUGGAAGAGAUGGAGGACCUUUCCGCUGGUGCAUACCAACGGCUUCUUGAUUUU